Messenger RNA from Amoebophrya sp. A120, 1283 nucleotides. The record is from the annotation of a GenBank genome assembly. Lineage: Eukaryota; Dinophyceae; Syndiniales; Amoebophryaceae.
CUGCAAUUCGUCGCGAAGGUUAAUUACAUUGAAUCUCGGGCAGGAGCAAGCCCAAGCGGUAAGCACAAAAGAUUCGUCUUUUCCCUUGUGCAAUCUUCGUGCCGCGUUCAUGUAUUUGAUCUUGUUGUUACAGCUGAAAAUUGAAAUACUAAUACCGGAGAAGGGAGAACGGUUUUGUAAAGCCCAGAGAACUACACAAAACAUGUUCAGCAAACUUACCCACGUCGCCCGCGCGGCAAGACUGCGUAAGGCCAACCUCAUCCAGCCACUGCAUCAGCGUUCUGCCGUCUUUGGUUUAAAUCAGGGAACAGGCGCAUUUCACGCACGUUGCUUCAGUUCUGCCGACGCCGCUGCAAUGGCUACCUCCAGCAUCGAAGAGGGUACAGCUGCUGGACAUCAAUCUGACGCUCUGAAUGGUGACGCGGAACUACAAAAGGAUUCUGCUGUCGGCACCUCCACCCCACCUGCCACUGCUCCUGGUUCUUACCAAAAGAACUUCACCAAGAAAACCGGUACAGUCGUGCAGAUCGGCAACGCCUUCGGAUGGAUCAAAGUCGACGGCAGCCAGGAGGGCGAGCCAGACGCGUAUUUCCGGAUGAAGGAGUGCGAGGCGACGUGGGUUCGUGCGGGGGACAAAAUCGAGUUUGAGGAGCAUGUGAAUUUCAAGGGCUGGAAAAGCGUGCGCAAAGUCACCGGCGGUACCGGGUUUGCGAAACCAGCAGAACGGCCGCCGCUGCCGCAGAAUGGUGGAAGAGGUAAUACGUUCAGUGGUGCGACUUCUGGAUCUUCACAUCAGGAGAAAACUAACGGGCAACAUCAGCAGAUGAUGGCGAGCGGCAAGCAAGGCGCCGAAGACGUGACGGCCAAUCCGCACAAUAUGGUGGAGUUGCGGAGCAUGUUUUCCGGUUUGGUGUCGAUGGUAUCGGCACAGCAGACGGAACUGUCCGCGAUCAAGAAGCAGGUGCAGAAAAUGGACGAGUUGCAGAGCCAGAUCGCAAAGCUGGCGCGGAAGGAGUCGGCCGCGUGAAAGAAACAUGACGCGCACUUGUUCUUGUGACCAGGCGAAAUAAAUUUGGACAAACUACAACUAUGCGAAUCUGGUGGCUUCGCUCCCGGAAUCGUCAAGAACAGAGCGCGCACCCACUAUAUCAAAAAUCAACUUGUCUUGCACAAGAGGUUCACUUCUUUGUGUUGGGCAACUUGUUCUCCAUGGAGGUUGUUCAAUGACAACGAAAGGCAAAGGACCAUGCUGUUGUGUGUCCUGAUUUUUUGGUCGCCUCAGC